UUUUUUUCCUAAUUGCAAGGUCUGCGAUUUCUUGUAUAAUGUUUUAUAGAGGUGGUUAUAGAAAUUAUCCUUAAAUCAUUCUUAGUCUCAGGGGAAACUUUCAAUAUUCAUCAUUAGCAUGUUUGCUAUAGGGUUUUAUCAGAUUGAGAGCAUUUUCUUCCAAUCCUAGUGUGUUGUAAAUUGGAGAGUAAAUCCUCCUUGUGAGGUCUUUAAGGAUCACUUCAGUAAGGCCAUGGAAAUACUAUGAGAGGCAUAUGCAAUUAAAUCAUCUAUUAUGCUUGCGGGUCCUAGAAAGGAAAGCACAGCGCAUCAUGCAGAAGGCCCUAUGGGAGAAGGGCCAGAUCUGCGAUUUCCUUCUGGUUGGCUGUCCUGCGUGGGUGCCAAAUUCCACACAUGAUUUAAUGAAUAAGAAGGGGGCUUGGAGCAAAGGUCCUUGAAGAGAGCAAGAAAAAGUCUUCCCAGGAAAAGCGGUCACCUGAGUGAGUGUUACAACGAGAAGCGGGGGCAUCCCAGGCAAGGCAGCUACCAAGCAAAGGUGUGAAGGAGAUGUCAGUGAAAAAAGGGAUCCAGAAUGAUUACUAACCUAUGACUCCCAACAGUAUGACAGAAAAUGGCCUUACAGCCUGGGACAAACCGAAGCACUGUCCAGACCGAGAACACGACUGGAAGCUAGUAGGAAUGUCUGAAGCCUGUCUACAUAGGAAGAGCCAUUCAGAGAGGCGUAGCACAUUGAAAAAUGAACAGUCGUCGCCACAUCUCAUCCAGGCCACUUGGACUAGCUCAAUAUUCCAUCUGGACCAUGAUGAUGUGAACGACCAGAGUGUUUCGAGUGCCCAGACCUUCCAAACGGAGGAGAAGAAAUGUAAAGGGUACAUUCCCAGUUACUUAGACAAGGACGAGCUCUGUGUAGUGUGUGGUGACAAAGCCACUGGGUAUCACUACCGCUGUAUCACGUGUGAAGGCUGCAAGGGUUUCUUUAGAAGAACCAUUCAGAAAAAUCUCCAUCCCUCCUAUUCCUGUAAAUAUGAAGGAAAAUGUGUCAUAGACAAAGUCACGCGAAAUCAGUGCCAGGAAUGUCGCUUUAAGAAAUGCAUCUAUGUUGGCAUGGCAACAGAUUUGGUGCUGGAUGACAGCAAGAGGCUGGCCAAGAGGAAGCUAAUAGAGGAGAACCGGGAGAAGAGACGGCGGGAAGAACUGCAGAAAUCCAUCGGGCACAAGCCAGAGCCCACAGACGAGGAAUGGGAGCUCAUCAAAACUGUCACCGAAGCCCACGUGGCGACCAACGCCCAAGGCAGCCACUGGAAGCAAAAACGGAAAUUCCUGCCAGAAGACAUUGGACAAGCACCAAUAGUCAAUGCCCCAGAAGGUGGAAAGGUUGACUUGGAAGCCUUCAGCCAUUUUACAAAAAUCAUCACACCAGCAAUUACCAGAGUGGUGGAUUUUGCCAAAAAGUUGCCUAUGUUUUGUGAGCUGCCAUGUGAAGACCAGAUCAUCCUCCUCAAAGGCUGCUGCAUGGAGAUCAUGUCCCUUCGCGCUGCUGUGCGCUAUGACCCAGAAAGUGAGACUUUAACCUUGAAUGGGGAAAUGGCAGUGACACGGGGCCAGCUGAAAAAUGGGGGUCUUGGGGUGGUGUCAGACGCCAUCUUUGACCUGGGCAUGUCUCUGUCUUCUUUCAACCUGGAUGACACUGAAGUAGCCCUCCUUCAGGCCGUCCUGCUGAUGUCUUCAGAUCGCCCGGGGCUCGCCUGUGUUGAGAGAAUAGAAAAGUACCAAGAUAGUUUCCUGCUGGCCUUUGAACACUAUAUCAAUUACCGAAAACACCACGUGACACACUUUUGGCCAAAACUCCUGAUGAAGGUGACAGACCUGCGGAUGAUAGGAGCCUGCCAUGCCAGCCGCUUCCUGCACAUGAAGGUGGAAUGCCCCACAGAACUCUUCCCCCCUUUGUUCUUGGAAGUGUUCGAGGAUUAGACUGACUGGAUUCAUUCUCAUAAUUCCUACAGCACUACUGGGUGUCAUUUCAUUCCAUUGCCUAGCUCUUCUUUGUUUGUUUCUUUGUGUCAGGAGGGAUUAUUUGGGAGGGAAAAGGGAAGUAGUCCUUGGCAUAGACAUGGAUGAAAUUGCCCCUGGAAUGCGGGUACUUGAAACUAUUGCAUUUCGUUCUCCGGUCCUUUGAUGUGAAUGCUCUGAAGGUUUUACGGUUGUAGAGGUGGGGUGGGGGACAAUCAUUAACUCACCAGCAUCAAGCAUCACCAGCUCCCACCCAUCCCCAGUCCGAGACUCGAGUCAGCAAAAUGGCACUGCAGGACACUAAAGAAGCCUUAAAACCAAGAUAAUACGACCACCUCCACCCAAUCCUGAUGUGUGCAGGGCUGAAGUUAGCAGAGUACAGACCACGUUUAGUUAGAUGUGGCUUUCAGCCUUUUAGGGAAAGACUUGAACAAAUUUUCACCUGUUCAAGAGCAUGCUGUUUCCAGCACUCUUUAUCGUCUCCUAGGAGCAUAACUUGGAAUGCACAGGAAUAUUUGUGUCCUAAAAAAUCAGUUGUCCUUCCAAUAUCAGUUUUAUACCCUUAUUAGAUUUAAUUCAAGUUAUACAAGGGUGUGACUCAAGGAUGUACAGAUAUUGACUGAUUGAGGCCAACAAGGAAAAUAAUUAUUUUCAGUGAGCCCAGAGAAAUUAGAAAUCUUCACCAAUGUCAGUGAUUCCAUGGUUUCCAAAAAUUCAUAGUAUUACCUCACAGUAGGAAGGCUUCUUUCCCAUUUAGGCUCAGAAAAUACUUACAGAAAUCAAACCUAUUCACAGGGUGGCACCCCUUUUCUGUGGCAUCUGAUCUGUCAUCUCCCAAGCUCCCGAACUUCUUUAUCCAGGUUGUAUCUUUGCUGAGCUGACAACAGAUUUCUCUAUGGAUCAAAUAUUCUAAUCAAGGAAAGAUACGCUGAAAUUUCAGUCUUCUUCCAGAGAAAUUCUGAGGAGAGAUUAGUGCAGCUACAUUCUCAGUUGAAGGAAAUGCAGUGUUCUGAGGGCCCCUUUGUGUCCCGAUAGCUGGAGGAUGCUUCCUUCUGGUUAGAUCCUCAAGCUCCUUGCCUCAUUGACAAAUGUCUCCUAGUCCCCUUUUUCCCUCUGACUCUGAGGCACUAGCAUAGCUUGACUAUCUCUAAACAGAGACUGGCCCUGCUACUGACCCUCCUGUCCCUCUUAUAGCACACCCUGACAGAUACUCAAUAGAAAACACCUGCAGACCAUGUGCACACUUACCUUUCCUGCCCAACCUGCCUUCCCAAUGGCCCAUGCGAGAAUAGCUUGUGCCCAGAAAACAAACAGUGACACUUCAUCUCUUCAGUGUCAGAAAAUGGGCAUAGAAUGUACCCAUGCAAUUGAAUGUAUCUCAUUCUCCACUGGCAUAGUAGAUAUAAAGUAUUCCUUUGCCUACCUUUUACUGCCUUAUCCUGGAAAUAUUGGGGAAAAUAAGCCAUAUCAGUGAGAUUUACCUAAAAACAAAGGAAGGAAAGUCACUGUGAAAACCAAGUAGAUGCUUUAAGUUUGGUGGGGCAUAACUGGCCCAGAAGUCUGGGUGCCUGAGUUCUAGGGCGUGCUCUGUCAGCUGGUAGAUUUGUAAUUCUAGGUCUUGGUUUUCUCGCCUGGUGAAUAAGUCAUGAUCUCUAAAACCCUUCCUGUCCUUAAUAUUGUAUGCAUUUCAAGGGGAAAAAAUCUGGUUCCUUUGAUUUUUUUUUAACACUUAAAUUCCUAACUUUAUUAGACAAGAAGUAUGGCCCACUUAACACUUAAGGAACAUAAAUUUGGUAUUGACUCGAAAUAAUAAUUUGACACAAUACUAGUCAAUCAUUUAGAGUCCUUGGAAAAAGAAGAGGAACAGCACUGAAAAUUCCAAGUGUGAUUGGAAAUUAUCUGGGAGCGGGGAAUUAAAUGUUCAAUGCAUGAAAGCAAUUGUACUGGCUUCUGGGAAAAAGGAAACAAGAACAUUGCUAUGGAACUUGUUACCCAAAGAAAGGAAGUAAGUGAAAAGAUUUACAAUUAUAAGCACGAAGGUCAUUGGCAGAUUACCUGCUUUAUCUACAGACAGAUCGUUUUGGGGUUUGGUUUUGUCUAGGCAGUCUCUGGCCAGGCUCCUUAAGUGCUUGCUCUGCUAAUAUUUCAGCUUCCUCUCGACUCCUUGAGGAACCACGCUUUGGAAGACAAACACUUAGCCACCUCUGUGCUCCAGGGUAACCCUGAGAAGCUCUGCUGUCUGGGGCAAGCUUUCUUUCCAAAGGGAAUGAGAGGAAGGCAAGCAGGCAGGGUCCUGCAGCAUCAGGCCUUCUGGGGAGUUUCCUCAUUUUGUUUGACAGGGUCCUCAGUACAUCGGACACCCAGAUUUGAAUAUAAGUUCAGAGCCUGAUCUCAAGCUAAAUCAGAAUGCUUUGGGGACUAACCAUGAUCGAGAAUUGGCCAAAUGGUAUAGCAUAUAACAGUCAUCCAGCCAGCCCAAGUAAAGGAACACUUGAUCCUUGGCACCUUAAAUGAUUGCCUUCAAUAGGCAAACUGCUGGUCUGGAAAUCUUGUUGAAGGCUGAAUACUUCAUGUGGAGUAGGACAAGCCUUAGCCCACUUCAGGUUGAAAGGAAAGGCCAUAGGACUCAAAAGACAAUGACUCUGAAACUAAACUCCUUCCUUCUGAAGCUGACAGAGGUACUUAGUGCAUCUCAAGACUCCAUCUCAUAAAACUCAUUUGUGAGGGAUUUGCUCUAGAUUUUUCUAAACAUUUUUUCAUCUAUUGUCCAGACUUGCAAAUCCAGUGUGGACCUGACGGAGACACCCUUCACACCUGCGCUCCCACCCCCUCGGCAGGGAGACGUCUCAGUAGAGGAGAACACACCCAUUAUGCUGGGAUUCGUAUUUAUAAGUCACUUCCCUUUUAGGGAUGAGCGGUGUGGGGUGUGUGUGCGUGCGUGAGCGUGUGCGCGUGCGUGUGCGUGUGUGGCCCUCAAGUGUACUUUGCUGUUCAAUUUAGACGUGCAGUAUUUCCAGAAACAAUGAAAAAAGUAAGAUGUUUUCUUCUUUAUGAUUCUGCUCAAAACACCACGUGCCGCCUCAGAGCUUUUUCUAGAGCCUCGGUCCUCAAUGACGCGCUUGACGUGUUGAUGCCUCAGCCCAGCGAAACCCCCUCACCUGUGCCCCGGGCGACAGCUCUUCAGUGUGCAGUGCAGGCCUGGGGUGGACUGCCAGGCCUUCGCUCUGUACCAGCAACGCCGUUCUUGUUGCUCCUCCCUGAACAGGGGUACAAGCCCUGGCCCCUCCUCGACACUAAGCCCCCCACAGACUCAGCCUCCAAGGAACCGCUGAGCACCCUCGAAGCAUGUCAUUGUCAGUGAUACCUUUUUAUUCUAUGGAACUCUAACCUAUUCGUGUCAUAUUGACCUUUUGCUGCAUGAGUCAUAAAUUAUGAAAUCAGUCUUACGGUUUUUGAAAUGUAGCCAGCAUUUGUAAGGCUAAACCUUUUUCAUGAACUGAAUUUAAGUGAAUACCCAAGCCACAGUUCCUCUUCAAAUGGAGAGUGAUGAUCGACGUUUGAAUCUCUUUGCCCUUUCCAACGGCUAUGGCAUCAGGUUCUAAAAUAAGCUCGUAAUUUUUCCUGUUAUUUUAAUAAUAUGGAAAUAUUAGCAUAGUGUUUCUUUUGAUAGUGAUAGACUAUAAUCCAUAUUUAAAUUUUAUAGAGAAGAAAUUUUAUUGUACUGUGAUGUAGAUAUUUAUUAUCCAGGUAAGGAUUUGCCCGGUGUGUAUUUUUUACAAUUGAGACAUUUUACUUUAAUCUUUAAAAAAAAAAAAAAAUGCGUUAAAAACACACUCAAAAAAAAAAAAAGAAAAAGAAAAACAGACUGGGGGAAAAAAGGUUUGGCCUUAUCACAGAAUUUUUACUGUGCUGUAUAAAUGUUUGCAAAUGCGAAAAGUGUGCAUUUAUAGUAUGUUUCCACAUUAAUUAAUGCCGCCUUCAAGAGCAAUAUUGUGCAGGUAAAACGCUGUUUGUGGCUUUCUGUUGCACAGUUAAAGUUGACCCGCCCUAUGCACAAGACAAUCAAAUAUAAAUCUGUCCUCCUCAGGAUGCAGAUAAUACUCAUGUAAAUUAUGGAGCACAAUGUAAGACAAAAGAAGACACUUUACAUAUGUUUUGUUGAUACAGAAAUUAUCAGGGCAUGAAUGAGCUGAUGUGACAUUAUGCCACUUCUUUCUUUUGGUUCUCUCUUAUUAACUUGGCAUUUUUAAUUUGACCAUAGAGCCAAAUUGGUUCUCCAUGCUUUCCUCAUAGAAAAUCCUUUUUUUUUUUUUUUUUUCCCAUAAUGUUUUCAUGCCCUGAGAAUCAGAAAAAUACUACAGAAUAGAAAAAGAUUUAGUCAUUGGGAGAUUUGUGUUUUGCAAACAGUGUUAAGUGAUAUUGCUAGAUGGUGAUAUUUUUUUCAGCCUAAAACUCUGUUGAAAUCUGCGAUCAAAAUGUUUUAAACUAUCCAAAAAAAAUUUGUAUAUUUGGGAAAAAUGGAUUUUUACAUAGCUUUUGUAUGCAGAUAUAAAACUGUAAUUAUGAAUAUAGUGGGCGUAGAUAAACUCAUAAGCUUAAAUUCUAAAAAAGAAAAAGCUUA
Molecule: messenger RNA, 6631 nt
Organism: Rhinopithecus roxellana (golden snub-nosed monkey)
Lineage: Eukaryota; Metazoa; Chordata; Mammalia; Primates; Cercopithecidae
Gene: THRB
Product: thyroid hormone receptor beta
Exons: 11
Coding region: 586-1971 (461 amino acids)
Biological process (GO): positive regulation of transcription by RNA polymerase II; negative regulation of transcription by RNA polymerase II; cell differentiation
Molecular function (GO): RNA polymerase II cis-regulatory region sequence-specific DNA binding; zinc ion binding; nuclear receptor activity
Source: RefSeq, a predicted model, not a curated record